Messenger RNA from Acromyrmex echinatior (Panamanian leafcutter ant), 1047 nucleotides. RefSeq lists its product as uncharacterized. The record is from RefSeq and is a predicted model, not a curated record. Lineage: Eukaryota; Metazoa; Arthropoda; Insecta; Hymenoptera; Formicidae.
UAGAGUCUCUAUCUUGUCUGAUCAUUUGUUUGUCUUAUCAUUAUGAAACUUCAUAAAUGAUCAUAUAAUUCUUGGAAUUCUCGUCUUUAUUGGAAUAUCAAAAUUAUGACAACCAUAACGGAGAAUAGGGACAUUAUGGUUAAAAAAAAUUUAUCGGAAUGGUGGAGCGAAGAAACUGAAUAUAUUUUCCAGAGGAUUGAGAGAUGGGCGGCCUUUGCACGUGGUUACAAUCGUUUUCGAUCGCAGAGGUGGUUCGAGAAUCAGCAAACGAUGCAAGAUAAUUGGAACAUGUCUUCCGAUGAAACUCCGAUAAAAUUCCACAGUCUCAAACAAUCCAGAUGGAAAUUGUCUCCAGAGGAGAUUAAGAUAAACUGCUGCGGUACCUUCAAUUAUCAAUCAAACAGUAAGCUGGACAACAAUUGCUUAGAAAUGCACCAGUAUGACCAUAGCAUCUACUUCAAGACUAUCGGCGAUAUUAGAAGUGACAAAAGACACCAAAUUCAGAAUCAGGACGAUGCAUCUAUUAAUGUCGAGGAGUAAAUUGAGAGGGAUGCAACUAACUCGCUCAUCGAACGGAUUUCUAAUAAAUCAUUCACCAAAAAGAUUAAUAAUGUUUUAGAUACUGUUGCUGAACAGGAUAGAGUGACGCAAAUGACCAAUCGUACAUCUAUCUUUAUCCGAAUCUAAUAGAUUAUCGAAGAAGAGAUGAGUGGCUCUCUAGUUUAGCUGAAGAUAAUUAUGAAGAGAUAAGAGGCACAACAAUAAGAUAUUUUUAGAUAAUUUAGAAGAUAAAAUGGAUAUGAAAGAUUAAGAAGAUAAUUUAAAGAAUCAGGAAAAAGCACGUUCAGGUCGUUUCAAAAAAUUUGCAUGUAUCUUUAUAUAAAGAAUAUAUAGAAUAUUUUAUCAAUCUUUAUUUAAAUCAUGAAUCAUGAAAAAGAAAAUUGAGACAUAAUAUUGGAAUGUCAAAAAUACCUCACGCGAAUAAUUACAGUGAAUAUCGAAGUGAUGACGUAGUCAACUACCGCGUCGCGACACGUGCGUUUAUUU